AUGAGGAGUAUGCGAUCUCCAAACACUCUGAUCAUUGUCGCCUUCCUCAUCGGCGCGGUGAAGGCAGCCAGCAGCAACAGCACAACCAGUGUCGAAGGGCUGACAUUAGUCUCUGCAGUAUUUAAAUAUGACCCAAGUAAAGCCGCGGCAGCUGUGGCAGGCGGGUUGUAUUCCAUCGCUAGCAUUUGCCUGUUCGUGCGCUUGUUUAUGAACAAGGCAUGGUGGGGACUUUGUCUCCCUAUAGCCUCAACCUUUAUGUCCAUUGGCUUUUUUAUGCGCAUACCCAUGGCGAUGAACCCAAAUUCUCUCCCGAUUUUCAUGGUCCAAGAACUCUUCACUUUGUUACCUCCUGCCGCAUAUCUCGCCUUCAAUUACAUCCUUUACGGGCGUUUCAUCGUGAACUGCGUGGACAGACGCUACUCUUGGAUCAAGCCAGAGAAAGUUGCCCAGUACUUCGUUAUCAGCGACAUUACGACAUUCCUCAUACAGGGUGCAGGUGGCGGUCUGGAAGUGUCGACGAAAGUGACAAGCGAAAAGCUGGGCGCGGACGUACUGCUCGCCGGAUUAAUCAUUCAGACACUCUCAUUUGCGCUCUUCAUGAUCCUGGUUGCGCAUGCAUGGCAUGCUAUCCUUCGAGAUGGUUUUCUGGUCCGGCAGGAGCCAUGGGGGCCAAUUCUCUGGAUAUUGAUGUUUUCUUCAACAGCCUACAUGAUUCGCUGCAUCUAUCGUGUCAUCGAGCUUGGUCAAGGUCACGGCGGCUAUCUCGUCACCCAUGAAAUCUACUUCUACCUCCUCGACUCCCUGCCAUUGUUGAUUGGCAUUUGCACAUACAUCAUCUUCUGGCCAACGAAGUAUCUCGAAGCGUCGGCCAAGCCCAAUAAUGAAAUGACAGAACGGUAUUAA
Suillus subaureus is the source of this 903-nucleotide messenger RNA. RefSeq names its product RTA1 like protein-domain-containing protein. The record is from RefSeq and is a predicted model, not a curated record. Gene Ontology annotation, cellular component: plasma membrane; fungal-type vacuole. The transcript is spliced from 7 exons. NCBI's taxonomy places the organism in Eukaryota, Fungi, Basidiomycota, Agaricomycetes, Boletales, Suillaceae. The coding region runs from base 1 to 903 and encodes 300 amino acids.